Molecule: messenger RNA, 771 nt
Organism: Paramuricea clavata
Lineage: Eukaryota; Metazoa; Cnidaria; Anthozoa; Malacalcyonacea; Plexauridae
Source: the annotation of a GenBank genome assembly
GCAGUGCUGACAGCUGGGGAUCGGACAGUCGACACUGAGAUAUAUGUGACAUCUGAACCAUCCGCCUAUCCACUACUUUCCGAACAGUCAGCCAAACAGCUCCAAUUGCUCCGGUAUAAUGAGAAGUUCCUAGUAAAGCGAGUGUCUGAGCCCUGCAAGAAAGUUUUGGCAAUGACUAGGCGCCAAAAGAUAGCUGACAUGAUUAUGGAUAACCCCGAGGUGUUCACGGGUAAGAUCGGCAAAGCCAAAACGAAUGAGGUGUCCCUGAUGAUCGAUGACAGUGUCACACCAGUGGUCCAGAAACAGAGACGGAUACCAGUCAAUCUCUCAGACCGGGCAGAAAGCAAGAUCCAAGACCUCCUGGACCAAGACACCAUAGAACGAGUUCCAGAUAACCAGCCACGCAGUUGGGUCAGCCCUCUGGUGAUUGCUCCCAAACCAGAUUCCAACGACAUUCGUUUCUGCAUCGAUAUGCGCAUGGCCAACAAAGCCAUACAACGCCCGUAUACGCAGAUACCAACAAUAGCUGAUAUUGUAAACAAAUUUCAAGGAGCAGAACGCUUCACUAAACUUGACCUCAAAGAAGCAUACCACCAGUUUGUCCUCGACGAACAGUCGCGUAACACCACCACUUUCUAUGGCCCUGAUGGCCUCUACCUCAGUACCGCUACAAAAGGCUCAAUUAGGAACCAAAUCUGUCCAGGAUAUCCUCCAGUUGGAGAUGCACAAGAUGCUGUCCGGUAUCCCAAGCCAGGUGAACAUAGCGCAUGA